AUGCUCAACAGCCACCUCCGCAAGCAGCAGGAAAUUGAGGACGAGAACCGCAAGAACCUUGUCAAAAGCAAAGAGGUGUUGUCCCAGCUGACGGACGCCAGCGACCGGGAGAGGGAGCUGCUGCAGCAGGUGAGCGUGCUGCAGGAGGAGCUGCUGACACUGCGAGCGGAGCUGGAGCGCGACCGGGCCAGCAGCCGGCAGGAGGAAGGCCGUCUUUCGGACGAGAGCGAAGUGCUUCGCGAACGCCUGGAUGACGUGCGGCGCGACCUGAAGCUGAGCGAGGAGGCGCUGGCCCAGGCUGUCUUCCAGUACAACGGGCAGUUGAGCGCCCUGAAGGCGGAAUGCCAGGUGACGGGCGGGCGGAUGGAGCAGGAGCGGACCGCGCGGCAGCAGUUGGAGACCGAGGCGGAGUCCCUGCGGGUGCGUCUGGCCGGGGCGCUGCAGGAGGUGGAGCGGUGCCAGGGGGCACGGGCGGAGGCGGAGCGGGCACUGCAGCGGGAGCGGGAGGAGCGUCAGCGGACGCUGGAGAAACGCGCCGGCGAGACGGGCGCCCACCGGGACACGGUGCACGAGCUCUCGCAGAAGCUCAGCCAGGCAGAGGCGCGCGCCAACAGCCUGGAGAACGAGUGCCACCGCGCGACGCUCUCUCUCACCGAGAAGAGCCUGCUGCUGGAGACGGCGGCGCGGGAGCGCGAGCAGACGCUCCUCCGGCCACGGCUGGGGGCGCGGCAGGAGGCCACGCAGGAGAGGCUGGCACAGGCACAGAGCGAGGCGGGGCUGCUCCGACAGCAGUUCGAGGAGGUGCAGAACAAAGGUGUGGCCAAGGAGCGGGCCGUGACGGACGCGCAGGAGCGCUUCAGCGACAUCCUGGACAAGCUCCGCUCCGACUCUGAGGAGAGGGUGCAGCUGGUGGAGGAGAGGAGCAAGGAGCUAGCCACCAAGAAUGCGGAUCUGCGUGAUCAGAACCACAAGUUGGAGCAGGAGAAGGCAGACAGAGAGACAUCUCUAAGGCAGCUACAGCAGGAGUUGGCAGACUCAUUGAAGAAGCUGUCAAUGUGUGAGGCAUCACUAGAGGUCAACACCCGUUACCGUAGCGACUUAGAAGAGGAGAAGGCACGCACCAUAAAGGACAUGGACCGCCUCAAGACCAAGCUGCAGGAGAGCGAAGACCAGUAUGUGCAGGCCGAGCGGCGCAUUAACGGCCUGAAGGGCAGCCUGGACGAUAAGGAGCGCGAGGUCAUCGCCUCUGCCCAGAAACUCCAGGAGGUGCUGUCCGCCUCGGCCGCUUCGGAAAAGACCAUCACACAGCUGGAAGAGGCCAUGCAGAGGCUGGAGAUCGACAACGCCAGGCUGGAGGCGGCCGCCAAGCAGCAGUCCAAUCGCAUCGAGGUGCUACAGAAAGGAGCGCAAGAAGUUUCAGCGCCACCAGACUCUUCACCAGCAGGAGGGGUACGGUCUCGUUUGGAGGAUCUCGUUACAAACCUGCAGAGCAGCAAGAUGACCUUGGAGGAUCAGCUUAACCGUGAGGUGCAGAAGCAGAGUCUCCUGAGCCAUACUGCCCAGGACUCGCAGGCACUGUGGGAGGAGGAGCUGAAGAGCCGCUCACGUAUUGGCAUCCGGCUAGCGGAGCUGGAGAAGGAGAAGGGCGAGCUCAGCAGCCAGAUGGAGCUGGAGAAAAAGAAAGCGAAGAAGAUUUCUGAGCAAAAGAAGUCAGUCGACACCCGGCUGGACCAAGAGAUGAAGAGAAACACAGAACUGCAGAAAGAAAUGUACAGGCUGAGGACGCUGGUGAAGACUGCUAAGAAGAAGCUGAGAGAGCAGGACGGCGGAGAGCUGGGCUCCCCCCUCACAUCUCUCAGGGGGGACAUGGGCCAAAGGCAGUCAGAGACAGAGUCUGCCAUCAGCCGAAUGAAGGCCAAGGUGGACGAUCUUCAGCUGCAGCUGGAGAAGGAGGCAUCGCGCUGCACCCGGCUGGAGCAGGUGAACGGGGACCUGAAGGAGCAGCUGGCCGGGCUGAAGGGCCUGAGCCGCAGCCACGAGCGGCUGGAGCGCAGCAAGCGGCAGCUGGAGGAGGAGCUGUCCGGCCUGCGCCGGCAGAUGGAGAGCAGCGUCAUGGACCAAAGCCAGGCGGAGCAGUACCCGCCGCGAGACGGAGGAACGCGCGCGCCAGGAGAUCCGGCACAGCUGGAGGAGACCCAGGCCGCCUCUCAGGAGGCUUUGGAGCAGAUCAAGGCCGCCAACGAGGCCAGCCAGCGGUCCCAGCUGGAUCAGCGCAUCAAGGAGCUGGAGCUGGAGCUGACCCGCACGCGCAGCACCCAGCAGGACAGCAUCACGCAGCGCGAGUCCAGCCGUGCCGAGCUCGAGCGCUACCGCAGCUCUACGCCGACGAGCUGCGCCUGCGCAAGUCCCUGCAGCCAGCUGGACCGGUGA
Molecule: messenger RNA, 2430 nt
Organism: Clupea harengus (Atlantic herring)
Lineage: Eukaryota; Metazoa; Chordata; Actinopteri; Clupeiformes; Clupeidae
Product: ankyrin repeat domain-containing protein 26-like
Exons: 13
Coding region: 1-2430 (809 amino acids)
Molecular function (GO): protein binding
Source: RefSeq, a predicted model, not a curated record